Messenger RNA from Xylona heveae TC161, 770 nucleotides. RefSeq lists its product as hypothetical. The transcript is spliced from 4 exons. Lineage: Eukaryota; Fungi; Ascomycota; Xylonomycetes; Xylonales; Xylonaceae. The record is from RefSeq and is a predicted model, not a curated record. The coding region runs from base 140 to 376 and encodes 78 amino acids.
CUACAUCGUACAUUUUCCAAACAGUACCUAGCCCACAUGGCUUUCGACAAAGCUUUUGAUUAAAGCAAUGCAUUUCACACCUUGCUCAGAUCUAUUUGGAUAGUUGGGGAUAUUAUACGUGACUAACAUUGUUGCAGCCAUGUGGCUUCGAGUAUUUGAGGCCUGGCUGACCGCCCGACUCCUCGCGAGUCCGGGUUUCCAUCGUGCCGUUCGACGAGUCUAUGGGAAGGUCCGCGAAAUCCGACAUGGUGAACCUUCCCAGGAAGUUGACAGCACACGUUUGGAUAGAAAUGACAAUUUUAAUGGGAAAAAAUUCAUCCAAUACUAUGUCGAGGAACUCAAGGAGCAGCUUCGUGGUGGCCCACCAAAACGAUGAUUGCCAACCCUAUCUGGCGUGGCAGUGCACACGUUCAUGCAUUUAUUGACACUCUCGGACCGGAUUUGAUUCACGCUCUAGCAGGCGCGGUCUGGCGUUUGAUUUUAUUGGAUUCUUGUAGACGAAAACUGUACAAUUGCGAUAUACCCCACAUAUGGUCGUUGCUCUUCCUCUCAUUUCAUCCUUUCAAUUCAGGACUUGACGCACUAUCAUCAACCCGGAUUUUAGGUUUGGGCUAUCUUGUCAUAUCUCCAUGUUAUUUGGCUCUCAUUCCUUCCGGAGAGGAACCACUCUUUGGAAACCUAGAACCACGCACUACCACAAUUGCGCGGAUUCGUUCUCUGUCGGUGUACAUAUCUCUAUUAUCCAGUUGGCGUAGGGGCGCCGCGCGGCU